Megalops cyprinoides (Indo-Pacific tarpon) is the source of this 3451-nucleotide messenger RNA. It is a transcript of the gene stx6, whose product is annotated as syntaxin 6. Gene Ontology annotation, biological process: intracellular protein transport; Golgi vesicle transport. NCBI's taxonomy places the organism in Eukaryota, Metazoa, Chordata, Actinopteri, Elopiformes, Megalopidae. Bases 150 to 920 code for a protein of 256 amino acids. Gene Ontology annotation, molecular function: SNAP receptor activity. The record is from RefSeq and is a predicted model, not a curated record. Gene Ontology annotation, cellular component: membrane. The transcript is spliced from 8 exons.
GGAGGCUAAAAGGAAGGCGACAUUUGUCUUCAUGUAAACAGAAAAAUUGUUACAAAUUUGUAGUUGUAAAUUGAGGCGUACAAGGCCAGCGUGCUCUGUUAUCGGAGCAUGAGGUUACCGCAUGAACAUUACAGCAACUGAGUAGCAAAAUGUCUAUGGAGGAUCCGUUUUUCGUUGUGAAGGGCGAGGUGCAGAAGGCUGUGAACACAGCACAAGGCCUGCACCAGAGAUGGAGCGAGCUGCUGCAGGAUCCCGGCAGUGCCUCCAAGGAAGAGGUGGACUGGACAACCAAUGAGCUCAGGAACAGCUUGAGGUCCAUUGAGUGGGACUUGGAGGACCUAGAUGAGACUAUCAGCAUUGUUGAGUCGAACCCCAGGAAGUUCAACUUGGAUACCGUGGAGCUGACCAAACGUAAAGCUUUCAUCACAAGCACUCGGCAGACUGUGAAGGAAAUGAAAGACAGCAUGUCUAAUCCAGUGGCCCAAGCAAUGUCAGAGAAGAAGACCCGACAGGGUUUGCUGGGGGACAGUGUGUCUCAGGGUUCAGUAUGGCAGCCAGGGGCAGACAAAUACAGCCGGCUGGACCAUGAGCUACAGACUGCCAACUCCCAGUUCAUCGAGGAGCAGCAGUCCCAGCAGCAGUUGAUUGCAGAGCAGCAGGAUGAACAGCUGGAGUUGGUUUCUGGCACCAUUGGGGUACUGAAGAACAUGUCACAGAGGAUCGGCCAGGAGCUGGAUGAGCAGGCCGUGAUGCUGGAUGACUUUUCCCAUGAGAUGGACAACACCCAGUCACGACUCGACAAUGUCAUGAAGAAACUUGCUAAAGUCUCCCACAUGACCAGUGACCGACGGCAGUGGUGUGCUAUUGGUGUUCUCCUGGCCAUUCUGUUUGUUGUCCUCAUCCUGUUCUUUGCCCUGUGAAAAUGCCGUCCUCCACCACCACCACACCUGCCCCUGUCUCCCUCCCUCUAUCUCUCUCCCAUUCAACUGCCUUUGAAGGACAAGUCAUUUGGAUCUUGGGAAGGAAUUAGCAGUUCCCACUGAUUUAUUAUUGUUCACUCCACCAUACACUCCAUAUACUAAAGAGUAUUGAAUCCCGAAAACAUUGAAACUAACGUCCUGUACCCAGCCCCUAGACUGCAGUAAUGUCAGCCGAGAUGAAAUCCACCUCAUACCUGUGCACUCUUAGUGCUCUUGUGCAGUUUUUCACAUGACUGGAAAAACUGACUGUGUGUGAUUUUUCCUCUCUAUUUGUAAGAUUUUUAAUGGCUGCCUACAGUAUCCACCACUGUCCCACAGAGGUCUGGGUCAAGCAAAUGCAUUUUCCUUUGAUUUCCUUUGUACUCAUAAGGAGUAUGAGUAUUUAAGCAAUUUUUUUUUUUUUUUAGAACAUCAGUGUUUGUUUUAGGGGUAUAAAACACAACUCCGUUUUAGACUCAAGAAAAACACUGCCACAUGUUUUCAUUGCUUUUAUUGUUUUUCCUUUAGUACAUAUUAAUGGCAGCCUUUGAAGGAUGCUACUUGAUAUAUUGAUACAGCGCAUGUACGUAGAACAAAGUGCUAUGACACCGAACGGUAUUGCUACUGUUGAGAGGAUAUAUCACUAACCACACUAACAGUUAAUUAUUUACUGUAACUUUCAAUGUUCUUGUUUUUUCAAAUUUUGUGAUGUAUUGCAGCAUUACCAGCGUAAGAAAAAAAAAUAUGCAGAUUGCAUUGAAGGAACUCCAGUAAUCUUAUCACCAUGCAUAGGAUACCAAUGGGAAUCAUGAAUUUUGUUUCCAUGUUAAAAUUGUUCAGGCGUAUGUCAUGAUGAGCUUUUUGAGUUUUUUGUCUUCUCAUUUGCCUCAUUUUCAGAGUGAGAUGAUAGUGGUCCGCAACAUCUGCUUGACCUUGGUAGAGCUUUGACUCACAUGGGAAAAUUGCUGGUCAUAAUCCCUUCAUUGAAUUGAACACUUUUGCCUGAAUGGUGGGCAGAGAUACAGCUUAAGCUCUGUGCGUACGCAUCUCCACUUUUAUUUGAUUAGCGGUAGGAGUAGUUUCAUCAAGUUCGUGUCUUCCAUAUUUCAGGCAUUCCACAGUGUCUGCUAGUCACAGCAGAUCACUCCAAAGUAAGCGGUUGUUUGAGUGAGUCUCAGGCACUCCAAAUAAUUUGGUCCAGUUUUUGACGAGAGGAAACAUUUAGCUUUAACAUGGACUGAUGAGAGUUUGUAAUGUGGCCUGGUGACAUGUAGCCUGAGCAGCUUGGUUCAGAGAACUCUGUAUAGACAGUGCCUUAGGUUGAUGGGAGACUCAAGCAUGUACAGCUUUUCUGACGAGACCUUUCUUGCCCUCAUGCACCAGGCAAAAUUGGCGCAGUUUAAUUUGGAGUGGUGCUACAUUGUGGUGUGAAUGAUGUUAACCCAGCAUGAAGGGUGUACUGUAAUUCAGUCAUGGGCAGUUUGUGAUACUGUGGCUGAACAUGGGUACAGCCUCUGUGCAGAUGCAAUGUGUUUGACAGUAGUUGCUUGAAUUGUGAAAUUGACCACCUGUGUAGCCCACUAGUCCAGUCCUGCCUAAGAUGCAUAAAAACCAAGUCUCCAUGAGAAGACAUUUUUACAUGAGACUGACACAUUUUCUGAGAUGCACUGAAGAUACCUCCUAGAUGUGAUAAGUACCUGUACUCAAUACUUAAGUUUUCUCUGUGAGGGAUGUGAAACAGUUUACUUAAUUCAGAAUCAGGUGUGGAAAAAAAAGAAAUCAAAACAGUUUGUCAGGGUCCUAAACUUAAAAACACUACAAGUUAACUCACAAGUGAAUUCAAAUGUACUUACUAAUAUUGAGAUGUUUUAAACACACUUACCUGUUAUUGACAUUUAUGGUUGAUUUGUUCGCUUAUGUUUGGUUUUUAAUUGUUCUUUUUUUUUCCAUAGGUCUGAGUGUUUACGGAAUGUUGCACUGUUGCACAGUGUAGUGUGUGGAUAGAAAGAGUAUCUUUACAGGGAAAUAUUUUAAAACUUAAAUUUGUUAUGCUUUUAAUUUAGUAGUGCACAAUAACCCAUAAAGCAAAAACAAUAACCAGCUGACUUUGGGGUUAGACAAAAGGAUGCAAUGUAAAAGCGAUUAAUACUGCUUUAACUGUGGUUCGAAGACUGUUGUAAAAGCAUUAAGGUGUUUCAUUAUGCAAUGUUAAGGGAAAAAAAUGAAACGUUAAUUUGUACAAUCACAUCACAUCUCUCAUAUGGGAUGCUGAUGAAUUGGAAGACAAUGUGAUGUCAGAGACUGGGCACAUGAAUGCUCUAAUUCAUUUGUGUAAAACUACUGUAUGUGUUGCUACUCUUGUUUGGCUUGUGUUCAGGCUGCUGGAGUGUGUGAGCAUAAACAUUUCCGCUUUGUGUCCGAAGACCUCCGACCCUCAGCCUUUUGACCUCCAUGUCAUAAACUUGAGUGUGAAACUGCAAUGAUACUGAGCU